UUCUAUUUGUCCAGAGCUACAUUUUGUCCAGAAACUCUCUGACCUGAGAGGUGAUAAAAGAAAGCGCCCAGCAAGGACUGGAGUCAGCCAGAGAACAAGGGGUGGUCUCCCAGCCUCAGAGGAAGAUGGAGGCCCACAAUGCAUCCGCCCCUGUCAACUUCACCCUGCCACCCAACUUCGGCAAGCGCCCCACCGACAUGGCGCUCAGCGUCAUCCUGGUGCUCAUGCUGCUCGUCACCAUGCUCUCGCUGGGCUGCACCAUGGAGUUCAGCAAGAUCAAGGCUCACCUCUGGAAGCCUAAAGGGCUGGCCAUCGCCCUGGUGUCACAGUAUGGCAUCAUGCCCCUCACUGCCUUUGCUCUGGGCAAGGUCUUCCGGCUGACCAACACCGAGGCACUAGCCAUCCUGGUCUGUGGCUGCUCACCUGGGGGGAGCCUGUCCAAUGUCUUCAGUCUGGCCUUGAAGGGAGACAUGAACCUCAGUAUUGUGAUGACUACCUGCUCCACCUUCUUUGCCCUGGGCAUGAUGCCUCUCCUCUUGUACAUCUACUCCAGAGGGAUCUAUGCUGGGGAAGUAAAGGACAAGGUGCCCUAUGGCAGCAUCAUGAUAUCACUGAUCCUGGUCCUCAUUCCUUGCACCAUAGGAAUCGUCCUCAAAUCCAAACGGCCACAAUAUGUAUCCUAUGUUACGAAGGGAGGGAUGCUAAUCAUUGCCACAUUCAGUGGGGCCAUCGUCACCCUUUCUGCCAUCAAUGUGGGCAAGAGCAUCGUGUAUGCCAUGACACCAACCUUGCUGGCCAGUUCCUUCCUGAUGCCCCUUAUUGGCUUUCUGCUGGGCUACCUUCUCUCUGCUCUCUUCCGCCUCAAUGGACGGUGCAGGCGCACUGUCGGCAUGGAGACCGGAUGCCAAAAUACUCAUCUCUGUGCCACCAUCCUCAAUGUGACCUUUCCCCCUGAAGUCAUUGGACCGCUUUUCUUUUUUCCUCUCCUCUACACGAUUUUCCAGCUUGGAGAAGGGCUUUUCCUCAUUGCCACCUUUCGGUGCUAUGAGAAAAUCAAGACUCCCAAGGAUAAAACAAAAAUGGUGUACACAGCUACCACAAAUGAAGAACAACUCCAGGAGCUCUGAAAAAUGGGACCCACAAAAUAGAAGACUGCUCCCCUUGUACAUUCUACUUCUCCACCUGGACUCUGGCCAUAAAGCAAUUCAGAAAACCAGUGUGGUACAUUACAGAGGAACAAAAAAACCACCAGUCUUGCCCGAGUCUUUCUCCAGCAAACGUAUCAGAAUCAUCAAGCCUUGCCUGAGAAGACAGAGACGAUGUCUACCCGAAAAGCCUCGCCUACUCCCAGACUAGGAUUUACUACUUGCUUAAAAAAGUAAGACUUGCUGAGUGCCUAUAAACUCUAUGAAGGCAGAAACCAAAUCAGGAUGACUUUGAUAGCAGCUUUUGGCUGGCUGGUACUGCCUUGAGAGAUACAUUACAAAAAGAAAACUCUAGAUUUCACCAUAGAUGAAAAUAAACAGUCCCCUCAAAUAAAUUAGCAAGUAUAACAUAAACUCCUCCUGACUUCAGCCUCUUAUUAAUAAUCAGUUUCACAAUCUCAUGGUUUAAGUUCCAGUCUUGAAAACUGCCAGGAAGUCACCUUUACACAAAGAUACCAAAAUCCUUUCAACCCUCCCCACAAAUGCCAAUUCCCACUCUGCAACACUCACUUUCAGGAAGCCAAAAAAGCUAACUUUUUCCGCCAUUUCUAACUCUGCCUUCCUCAAAAUCCCUGAACGGCUGGGGGCGUGAGAGUCUAUGUCAAGAGAAAAGGCGGUUUUGGGGUCCUAGAACCAGACUUCCUGGAUUCUAGUAUCAAUCUACCACUUAACUUGUUCUUUGAGAAGUUCCAGAGUGUCCUCCUGUUAAAUGGUGUUAACAAUUCAGUUAAUACACAGGUAAGGCACUUAAAACACAUCUGGCUAGUAUAAUUAUGUUAAAAAGAUGUUAUUCACUGUUACCAAUUUAUCUAGCCUAGCACCCUAAAAAAAAGAAGACUAUCUAAUCAGUCCUUCAGAUUUCUAUAAAGUGCAUUUCCUGCACUUAUUGGGCAAGGUUUGAGGGCUCAAAUACAGAGGACUCUAACACUUGACUAAAGAUAAACAUAGGACCUCAGCAGUUUUCACUACUGUUUCCCCUUAACCAUGUUGUUGUCAUACAUGUCUCAGGACUAAAAGCAGAAUGUGAAAGCCCCUUAAUCAUACUCACUGACAAAAAACUUUCUAUCAUCUGACCAUCACAACUGUGUAACUUUCAGGGAAAGCAAGAAACCCAUUAAAUUUUAUAAUUUGCUUCCCAAAUAUACUGUCCUUCACUUGGCUCUGGAAGUUAAGUAACUCAAUGCCAGCAGAGAUAAUAAAGGAAGAGCACAGGAGAACACAGACACAAGGGAAACUGCCAAACAACUUAGUCACUAUUAACAGUUCGCCAAUGUCUUUGCUUAUCUUUUGACUAGCCUAGAACUGUCAAAAAUACUACUUAAAAAAAAAAAACAAACAUCAUAAACCCCAGGAUUCUAGAGGUGUUGUACGUAUUUUAAAUGUAUGUAGA
Molecule: messenger RNA, 2595 nt
Organism: Propithecus coquereli (Coquerel's sifaka)
Lineage: Eukaryota; Metazoa; Chordata; Mammalia; Primates; Indriidae
Gene: SLC10A1
Product: solute carrier family 10 (sodium/bile acid cotransporter), member 1
Exons: 5
Coding region: 126-1127 (333 amino acids)
Biological process (GO): bile acid and bile salt transport
Cellular component (GO): membrane
Molecular function (GO): bile acid:sodium symporter activity
Source: RefSeq, a predicted model, not a curated record